UUUAAACUCUUUCUGGCAAAAGAGUUUAUUUCACAUGUACAUCUCUAAAAUUCACGUACACGUCAUGGCGUCCUCUGCUGAUCAAAAGCCCCACGGCCACCUACCAGUCCACCAUGGCGCCACCACGGCGCCACCCCCGACUCCGUCGACCCAAUCCAACCUCACCUCAGAGUCCACCGAAGAUGCCAUCUCUCGUCUGCUUCACCGCCUUCCUUGUAAUCUUUCCCUCUCUCUGCCAACCCGCGGCCGCUCCUCUCCACUCUCCUCCACCACCACCUCCGUCAUCACUCCUCCAGUUAUCUCUCUCUCCGAUCCCUCCCCGACUCUCCACCCUUCCCUCCUCUCUGCCUCCCAAGAACAAGGCUUCUUUCAGCUCAUCCACCACCUCAUCCCCUCACACCUCCCUCCGAUUGCGGAAACAACAUCUAUCUCUCUUUUCGACCUCCCUCACCACCAAAAGCGCCUUCUCUUCCCCAAUAACUGGCCACUCGGCUUCAACUCACCCGACGACGACGACGACGACGACAAUGACGACACCACUACCAAUGGUAGUGAGUCUUUCUGCCUCGACUUGUCAUGCUCGAACGAGUCAACAACCGAGUCGAAUUUGGACUUGGCUUCUCUGCGUGAGUUAACUAGCCAAAUGGAGAAGCUGGGGUUGAAAGUAAUGGAAGAAUUAGCUUCUGCAGCCGGGUUUGAAAAUCCAGCCCGAGACGAUCCAUCUCGGGUCCGUUCUCUAAUGUGGAUAUCUAAUGGGCCCAAUUCGAGUCGGAUAUAUCCAUAUGUAAUCGGGUUGCAUUAUCAAAUAAGGUGUCAACAAUAUUCAUUGUUGUCGGAUUCGGGUUGGAUCCAUGUAUCGCCCCAAGUGGACUCUGUGCUUGUUACUCUGGGAGACAUAGCUCAGGUUUGGAGUAAUGGAAAGUUCAAGAAAGUGAGAGGAAGAGCGUUACCUGUAUCGGGUGAUGACAAAAGUUCAAUGUCUCUGCUAAUUACCCUCCCCAUUGAAAGCACAGUCUCUGCCCUUAUUCCCAAGUUAGCUAUGAAUGGCAUUGAGGAGAAAGAAAACGAAGAUGAUGACUGUUGUUCUGAGGACGCAGGAGAAGAGAUGCUUUUCCACUCAUUUUCUUUCGAGGAUUAUGCAUGGAGAGUCUACCAUGAGCGUCUUUUUCGUAAAGAUCCACUUUUGAGGUACCGCAUUUAAGUGUCAUUGUCUAGGCACAGGAUAGUGUGCAUCCCAAAUUGCCUGACCAUGACACGCUUGCUGCUCGUUUCGAUACACAGAAACAUCGUAGACCGCCAACCUGAAUUCAUUGGAGUAACUUUUGAAUAUGCAGACCUUUUUGAUUUUCUAUGCUUUAUAUACAUUUUGUUAUUCUGGAAGUAUAUCAUAUAUUUUGGCUUAUGCUUA
This is a messenger RNA of Olea europaea var. sylvestris, 1408 nucleotides long. RefSeq names its product gibberellin 2-beta-dioxygenase 4. The transcript has 2 exons. The coding region runs from base 35 to 1201 and encodes 388 amino acids. The record is from RefSeq and is a predicted model, not a curated record. NCBI's taxonomy places the organism in Eukaryota, Viridiplantae, Streptophyta, Magnoliopsida, Lamiales, Oleaceae.